Molecule: messenger RNA, 4656 nt
Organism: Scheffersomyces coipomensis
Lineage: Eukaryota; Fungi; Ascomycota; Pichiomycetes; Serinales; Debaryomycetaceae
Gene: YCF1
Product: ATP-binding cassette glutathione S-conjugate transporter
Exons: 1
Coding region: 1-4656 (1551 amino acids)
Biological process (GO): transmembrane transport
Cellular component (GO): membrane
Molecular function (GO): ATP hydrolysis activity; ABC-type transporter activity; bilirubin transmembrane transporter activity
Source: RefSeq, a predicted model, not a curated record
AUGGAACAAAUAGAGGCAAUUUCUCUAGGUUCAGGUCAUCUCCCCAAUAGUUGGAGUUUACUCAGUAAUCUUCCUGUGUUGUAUUUAUCGAAAAAUUAUACUUCGGAAAAUGAUGGCAUAUCAACUUUGUUAAAGAAAAAUCAUACUGAAGUUGUUCCUCAAUCUUGGUUAGGUUGUGAUUCAGCUGUUGAUGGUUGGGGACCUCUUUCAUCAACUUAUAAUGAUUUAACACCUUGUUUCUUACAAGGUAUACUAUUUGGUUUAUCAGCCGUAUUAAUGAUAUUGGUUGGAACUUAUCAAAUUGUUCAAUUAAGAAAUAAAAAAAUUACCAUUAGUAAUAGAAAGACUUGGUCCUUCUAUACUAAAUUAUUAUUAGUUACUAUUCAAUUAAUAUUUCAAAUCAUUAUUUUCACUCAAUUUAAUGCUACUGGUAUAAUAAAAUCUGCUUUAGCUGCUAAUGCUUUUGCUACUUUUAUCGCGUUUGGAAUUCAUUAUCUUGAACAAUAUAAAUCAACCAUUCCAAAUGGUGUUUUAUUAUUCUAUUGGUUAUUCCAAGUCAUUUUAAAUGCUGGUAGAAUUGUUAAUCUCGAAUUAAGAGAUGAUCUUAAAUCUGAAUUCGGUACUUUUAUUAUUUUAUCAACUGUAAAUGCUUUAUUCAUUUUAUUAAUUGAAAUUUUAUUACCACCAGUUCCAAUUUAUGCCAGUUUAGUUAAAGUUUCUCCUUAUGAUCAUGCUAAUAUCUUUUCAAGAAUUACUUUUGAUUGGAUGGGUGGAUUAAUGAAAAAAGGUCAUCAACAAUAUUUAACUGAACAAGAUUUACCUGUAUUACCAACUGAAUUAAAGGCCACUGCUACCACUAAUGAGUUUAAUGAAUAUUGGAAAACUCAAUCCAAACACUCAUUAUUCUUGGCUAUUGCUAAAGCUUUUGGUUCCAGUUUCCUUUUAGGUGGUGUUUUUAAAGGUCUUCAAGAUUCUUUAGCUUUUGUUCAACCUCAAUUAUUAAGAUUAUUAAUUAAAUUCGUUAAUGAUUAUUCUGAAUCUGCCAAGACGGGUAAUCCAAUUCCAUUAACUAAAGGUUUUUUAAUUUCUAUUUCUAUGUUCAUUGUUUCGGUGGUUCAAACUGCUUGUUUACAUCAAUAUUUCCAAAGAGCUUUCGAUUUAGGUAUGAAAAUUAAAUCUUCCUUAACUUCCGUCAUUUAUAAUAAAGCAUUAGUCUUAUCAAAUGAAACCAAACAAGAAUCAACUACGGGUGAUAUUGUUAAUUUAAUGUCUGUUGAUGUUCAAAGAUUACAAGAUUUAGUUCAAAACUUACAAGUUAUUUGGUCAGGUCCAUUCCAAAUCUUUUUGUGUUUAUAUUCUUUACAUGGAUUAAUUGGUAAUUCCAUGUGGGCUGGUGUUUUCAUUAUGAUUAUUAUGAUUCCUUUAAAUGCCGUUAUUGCUCGUUAUCAAAAGAAAUUACAAAAGACACAAAUGAAAAAUAAAGAUGAAAGAUCAAGAUUAAUUAGUGAAAUUUUAAACAAUAUUAAAUCUUUGAAAUUAUAUGGUUGGGAACAUCCAUAUUUAGAAAGAUUGAACCAUGUUAGAAAUGAAAAGGAAUUAGCUAAUUUAAAGAAAAUGGGUAUUUUCAGUGCUUUUUCAAAUUUCACUUGGUCAUUAGCUCCAUUCUUAGUUUCUUGUUCAACUUUUGCUCUUUUCGUCAUUACUCAAAAGGAUAAAAGUUUAUCUACUGAUUUAGUCUUCCCAGCUUUAUCUUUAUUUAAUCUUUUAUCUUUCCCAUUAGCUGUUGUUCCAAUGGUUAUUACUAACAUUGUUGAAGCUCAAGUUGCUAUUACAAGAUUAACUAAAUUCUUAACUAGUUCAGAAUUACAAAGAGACGCUGUUAUUAAAGCUCCAAGAGCCUCUAAAGUUGGGGAAGUUGCUGUUCAAAUCAAAAAUGGUACUUUCUUAUGGUCAAAGGCUAAAGGUGAACAAAAUUAUAAAGUUGCUCUUUCUAAUAUCAAUUUAACUGCUAAAAAGGGUCAUUUAGAUUGUAUUGUUGGUAAAGUGGGUUCUGGUAAAUCUUCCAUUGUCCAAGCCAUCUUAGGUGAUUUAUACAAAUUAGAUGGUGAAGUUACUUUACACGGUAAAAUCGCUUAUGUUUCUCAAGUUCCUUGGAUUAUGAAUGGUACCGUCAGAGAUAAUAUCUUAUUCGGUCAUAAAUAUGAUGCUGAGUUUUAUCAACAUGUUUUAAAAGCUUGUGCUUUAACCGUUGAUUUAAAGAUUUUACCAAAAGGUGAUAAAACUGAAGUUGGUGAAAAGGGUAUUUCUUUAUCUGGUGGUCAAAAGGCUAGAUUAUCAUUAGCUAGAGCUGUCUAUGCUAGAGCUGAUGUCUAUUUAUUGGAUGAUCCAUUAAGUGCUGUUGAUGAACAUGUUGGUAAACAUUUAACUGAUCAUGUUUUAGGUCCAAAUGGUUUAUUAAAGACUAAAUGUAGAGUUUUAGCUACUAAUUCCAUUAAGGUUUUAAGUAUUGCUGAUAACUUACAUUUAGUAAGCGAUGGUAGAAUUGUCGAACAAGGUACUUAUGAUGAUAUUAUUAAACAAGAAAGUAGUAAGAUUCGUCAAUUAAUUGAAGAAUUUGGUAAAAAGAAAGAUACUUCUAGUUCUUCAUCAUCUACUAUCGCUGGUGAAGAUAAGAAAGAAACCGAUGAAACCGAUGAACUUAAAGAUGAUGUUGAUUUAGCUAACUUAGAUUCUGAUUCUGAUUAUGAAGUUGGAAGUUUAAGAAGAGCUUCCGAUGCUUCCUUGAUUCCUGAUGAAGAACGUAAUGUCGAAGACGAAGAACCCGAAGAUGAAGAAACAAAAGCUAGAAAGGAACAUCUUGAACAAGGUCAAGUUAAAUGGGCUGUUUAUAAAGAAUAUGCCGAUGCUUGUAAUCCAGUUAAUGUUAUUAUCUUCUUAGCCACUGCUCUUUUAUCAUUCAGUAUUAAUGUUGGUUCUAACGUUUGGUUGAAGCAUUGGUCCGAAGUUAAUACCAAAUACGGUUAUAAUCCAGAUAUUACUAAAUACUUAGGUAUUUAUUUCUUAUUAGGGGUUGGUUUUUCUGCAUCUUCAUUAGUUCAAAAUUGUUUCUUAUGGAUUUUCUGUACUAUUCAAGGUUCUAAAAAAUUACACAAUGGUAUGGCGGUUAGUGUUUUAAGAGCUCCAAUGUCUUUCUUCGAAACUACUCCAAUCGGUAGAAUCUUAAAUAGAUUUUCAAACGAUGUUUACAAAGUUGAUGAAAUCUUAGGUAGAGUUUUCAGUAUGUUCUUCAACAAUUCCAUUAAAGUUAUUCUUACAAUUGGUGUUAUUUGUUUUUCAACCUGGCAAUUCAUUUUCAUUAUUGGUCCAUUAGGUAUCUUAUAUGUUUAUUAUCAACAAUAUUAUUUAAAGACUUCAAGAGAAUUAAGAAGAUUAGAUUCAGUUUCAAGAUCUCCAAUUUUUGCCAAUUUCCAAGAAUCAUUAGUUGGUGUUUCUAUUAUUAGAGCUUAUGGUCAAGAAGAUAGAUUUAGAUUCUUAAAUGAAACCAGAGUUGAUAGAAACAUGUCUGCUUAUCAUCCAGCUAUUAAUGCUAAUAGAUGGUUAGCUGUUAGAUUAGAAUUCUUAGGUUCAAUUAUUAUUUUGGGUGCUGCCGGUUUAUCAAUUUUAACCUUAAAAUCAGGAAAAUUAACUGCUGGUUUAGUUGGUUUAUCUGUUUCUUAUGCUUUACAAAUUACUCAAUCCUUAAAUUGGAUUGUUAGAAUGACAGUUGAAGUUGAAACUAAUAUUGUUUCUGUUGAAAGAAUUAUGGAAUAUUCAAGAUUAACUCCUGAAGCUCCUGAAAUUAUUGAAGAUAAUAGACCUGCUAAGGACUGGCCUCAGAAUGGGGAAAUUAUCUUUAAAGAUUAUUCUACCAAAUAUAGACCAGAAUUAGAUUUAGUUUUAAAGAAUAUUAACUUAGAUAUUAAAGCUAAAGAAAAGAUUGGUAUUGUUGGUAGAACUGGUGCAGGUAAAUCAUCAAUUACAUUAUCAUUAUUCAGAAUUAUUGAACCAUUCCAAGGUCAAAUUGAUAUUGAUAACGUUAAGACUGGUGAUAUUGGUUUAGCUGAUUUAAGACAAAAAUUAUCAAUUAUUCCUCAAGAUUCUCAAGUAUUUGAAGGUACUAUUAGAUCCAAUUUAGAUCCAACCAAUGCAUACAAUGAUGAACAAAUUUGGAAAGCCUUAGAAUUAUCUCAUUUGAAAGAUCAUGUUCAUAAAAUGUAUGAUGACAGAGAUAAAGAAAUUGAAAUUGAAACUCCAUUAGAUGUUAAAGUCAGUGAAGGUGGUGGUAAUUUAUCGAUUGGUCAAAGACAAUUAAUGUGUUUAGGACGUGUUUUAUUAAAGAUGACCACAUCUAAUAUCUUAGUGUUAGAUGAAGCCACUGCUGCUGUUGAUGUUGAAACUGAUCAAAUUCUUCAACAAACCAUUAGAACUGAAUUCAAAGAUAAAACCAUUAUUACCAUUGCUCAUAGAUUAAACACCAUUUUAGAUUCUGAUAAAAUCAUUGUGUUAGAAAAGGGUGAAGUUGCUGAAUUCGAUACUCCAGAAAACUUAUUAAAGAAGAAGGAUUCAUUAUUCUACUCUUUAUGUAAACAAGGUGGUUUUGUUCAUGAUGAUGAAUAA